AUGUUGAGCGCAGCUAAAUAUGUUGCACGUCGAGCUACAGAGCAGUCGCUACUUGUUAAGCAAGAUAUAAUAUCUAAAGCUUUAUGUCUUAGCCCAUUUCAAACUCGGCAAUCAUCAACUAAGGGUGUCCAAGGUCAUGUUAUUGGAAUUGAUCUUGGCACUACCAAUUCUUGUGUGGCUGUUAUGGAAGGAAAACAACCCAGAGUAAUUGAAAACUCUGAAGGAUCAAGAACUACACCUUCAGUUGUGGCUUUCACUAAAGAUGGAGAAAGAUUAGCUGGUACUCCUGCUAAAAGACAAGCUGUAACUAAUACCCAAAAUACUUUUUAUGCUACUAAAAGACUAAUUGGUCGGCGUUAUGAUGACCCUGAAAUACAAAAGGAUUUAAAAAACUUGACGUUUAAAAUUGUAAAAGCUACUAAUGGAGAUGCUUGGGUACAAGGUUCAGAUGGCAAGAUGUACUCCCCUAGUCAAAUUGGAGCAUUUGUCUUAAUUAAAAUGAAGGAAACAGCUGAUUCUUUCUUAGGAACAAAUGUUAAAAAUGCUGUAAUUACUGUUCCAGCAUAUUUCAAUGAUUCUCAGAGACAAGCUACAAAGGACGCUGGACAAAUUGCAGGACUCAAUGUCUUGCGUGUUAUUAAUGAACCUACUGCUGCUGCGUUGGCAUAUGGCAUGGAGAAAGAUAGUGAUAAACUUAUAGCUGUCUAUGAUUUAGGUGGUGGUACUUUUGAUGUUUCUAUUUUGGAAAUCCAAAAGGGCGUAUUUGAGGUCAAAUCAACCAAUGGAGACACAUUGCUCGGUGGUGAAGAUUUUGAUAAUUUAUUGGUUAAUUAUUUCAUAUCUGAAUUCAAAAAAGAGCAAGGUGUUGAUUUAAAUAAAGAUGUUAUGGCUUUGCAACGUGUAAAAGAGGCUGCUGAAAAGGCAAAAGUUGAAUUAUCCUCUUCUCUUCAAACUGACAUCAAUUUACCAUACAUAACUGUUGAUAGCUCUGGCCCCAAGCAUUUAAACUUAAAAUUGACCAGAGCUAAAUUUGAAGGACUGGUUGGUGAUUUGAUUAAAAGAACGACAGGUCCAUGUCAAAAAGCUGUAAAGGAUGCUGAAAUAAAACUUUCUGAUAUUUCUGACGUAUUGUUGGUUGGGGGAAUGACUCGAAUGCCUAAGGUGCAGUCUUUGGUUCAAGAAAUAUUUGGAAAACAGCCUAGUAAAGCAGUAAAUCCAGAUGAAGCUGUUGCUGUUGGAGCUGCAAUUCAAGGUGGUGUGCUGUCUGGAAGUGUAACAGAUGUUCUUUUGCUGGAUGUCACUCCGUUAUCUCUUGGUAUUGAAACAAUGGGAGGAGUAUUCACUAGUCUCAUCUCUCGUAAUACAACCAUUCCAACCAAGAAAAGUCAAGUUUUCUCUACAGCGGCUGACUCUCAGACUCAAGUAGAAAUUAAAGUAUUCCAAGGAGAGAGAGCAAUCGCUGCUGAUAAUAAGCCCCUCGGCCAGUUUUCAUUGGUUGGAAUUCCACCUGCACCUAGAGGUGUUCCACAAAUAGAGGUCACAUUUGAUAUUGACGCUAACGGUAUAGUUCAUGUUUCUGCCCGUGACAAGGGUACUGGUCGUGAACAACAAAUAUCGAUCCAAUCUUCUGGUGGUCUAAGUAAGGACGAAAUAGAAAAUAUGGUGAAGAACGCUGAACAAUAUGCUCAACAAGACCAAGUUAAAAAAGACCGUGUUGAAGCACUUAAUCAAGCUGAUUCUAUUGUUAAUGAUACUGAAAGCAAAUUAACAGAAUACCAAGUACAUAUACCUGAAGAAGAUGCCACCAAUAUACGUGAACUAAUUAAAGAAGUAAGAGAAAAAAUCGCACAAGCACAGGCUAGUGAACAAGAUCCUGAAGAAUUAAAAGCUAGUACACAAAAAUUACAACAAGCUUCGUUGAAAAUGUUUGAAGUAGCCUAUAAGAAGAUGGCUGCCAAACGUGAACAAGAAAGUAGUGGCAAUCAAAACCAAAGUGGAGAUGGUCAGACAACCGAGCAAGAAACUACAAAAAAAGAACAAUAA
Molecule: messenger RNA, 2043 nt
Organism: Macrosiphum euphorbiae (potato aphid)
Lineage: Eukaryota; Metazoa; Arthropoda; Insecta; Hemiptera; Aphididae
Source: the annotation of a GenBank genome assembly